AGCUUCCGGGCGGGCUCUGUUUAGUUGCGGACCUCUGAAGGAAGCGACAGAGAGAGCCGGGAUUCCUUUCUGUGGUUCCACCCCUCGGCUCCAUUCUUCCAGGAGCUAGGGGCUUACCCGAGCCUCGCCGGGCACCCCGGGAGCCCGGGGAUCGAUGGUACCGAUGGAGACGCAGCUGCAGAGCAUUUUCGAGGAGGUGGUGAAAACAGAAAUUAUAGAAGAAGCUUUCCCGGGCAUGUUUAUGGAUACCCCUGAGGAUGAAAAAACAAAACUAAUUAGUUGUUUGGCAGCCUUCCGACAGUUUUGGAAUGGGCUUUCUCAGGAUUCUCAUGAACAGUGCAUCCAGUGGAUUGUUAAGUUUAUUCAUGGCCAGCACAGCCCCAAAAGAAUCUCUUUCCUCUAUGACUGCUUAGCAAUGGCAGUUGAGACCGGUCUCCUUCCACCCAGGAUGGUUUGUGAAUCUUUGAUAAACUCUGACACUCUUGAAUGGGAAAGAACACAGCUCUGGGCCUUAACGUUUAAGCUGGUUCGGAAAAUUAUUGGAGGAGUGGAUUACAAGGGUGUUCGAGAUCUCCUGAAAGUGAUCUUGGAGAAAAUCUUGACAAUUCCAAAUACAGUAAGCUCUGCUGUUGUCCAGCAGCUUCUGGCAGCACGAGAGGUUAUAGCUUAUAUCUUGGAACGAAAUGCCUGCCUGUUGCCAGCCUAUUUUGCAGUCACAGAGAUCAGGAAAUUGUAUCCUGAGGGAAAACUUCCACAUUGGUUACUAGGAAACUUGGUAUCAGACUUUGUGGACACCUUCAGGCCUACAGCAAGGAUAAACUCCAUUUGUGGCCGUUGUAGUCUUCUGCCAGUUGUGAACAACUCGGGAGCCAUCUGUAAUUCUUGGAAACUGGACCCCGCAACUCUUCGCUUUCCUCUAAAAGGCCUUUUGCCAUAUGAUAAGGAUCUGUUUGAACCACAGACUGCUUUGUUGAGAUAUGUAUUGGAGCAGCCCUAUUCCAGGGAUAUGGUCUGCAAUAUGCUAGGUUUAAAUAAGCAGACCUUGAACAUUGCUCAGCACAAGCAGCGCUGCCCUGUGCUGGAGGACCAGUUGGUGGACCUGGUGGUGUAUGCCAUGGAGAGGUCUGAGACCGAGGAGAAGUUUGACGAUGGGGGAACAAGCCAGCUCCUGUGGCAGCAUCUCUCCAGUCAGCUCAUUUUCUUUGUGCUUUUCCAGUUUGCCAGCUUUCCACAUAUGGUCCUUUCUCUCCAUCAGAAGUUAGCAGGGCGAGGACUGAUUAAAGGCAGAGAUCAUCUGAUGUGGGUUCUGCUCCAGUUCAUUUCUGGAAGUAUUCAGAAAAAUGCACUUGCUGAUUUUCUUCCUGUCAUGAAGCUCUUUGAUCUGCUGUAUCCAGAAAAGGAAUGUAUUCCAGUUCCUGAUAUUAACAAGCCCCAGUCAACGCAUGCCUUUGCAAUGACGUGUAUUUGGAUUCAUCUUAAUAGAAAAGCUCAAAAUGACGAUUCCAAUCUUCAGAUCCCAAUACCACAUUCCCUAAAGCUUCACCAUGAGUUCCUUCAACAGAGUCUGAGAAAUAAAAGUUUACAGAUGAAUGACUAUAAGAUUGCCCUGUUGUGUAAUGCGUACUCCACAAAUUCAGAGUGCUUUACACUACCUAUGGGAGCACUAGUAGAAACUAUCUAUGGAAAUGGAAUUAUGAGAGUACCUCUCCCUGGGACGAGCUGCUUGGCUUCAGCAUCUAUAACCCCCCUACCAAUGAAUCUCCUGGACUCUCUGACAGUUCAUGCCAAGAUGAGCCUUAUACACAGCAUUGCAACUAGAGUGAUAAAACUUGCUCAUGCAAAAUCCAGUGUCGCGUUAGCUCCAGCUCUGGUGGAGACUUACAGUCGUUUACUGGUCUACAUGGAAAUAGAGUCAUUGGGCAUCAAAGGAUUUAUCAGUCAACUCUUACCUACUGUCUUCAAGUCCAACGCCUGGGGCAUUCUGCACACGCUUCUGGAGAUGUUCAGCUAUCGCAUGCACCACAUCCAGCCACAUUACAGAGUUCAGCUCCUGAGCCAUCUUCACACGCUGGCUGCAGUUGCCCAGACCAACCAGAACCAGCUCCAUCUGUGUGUGGAGAGCACAGCGCUGAGGCUCAUCACGGCGCUAGGAAGCUCAGAGGUCCAGCCGCAGUUCACGCGUUUCCUCAGUGAUCCCAAAACGGUGCUGUCGGCAGAAUCUGAAGAACUGAACCGAGCCCUAAUCCUGACCUUAGCCAGAGCAACCCACGUCACAGAUUUUUUUACAGGAUCGGAUUCAAUCCAGGGAACUUGGUGUAAAGAUAUUCUUCAGACCAUCAUGAAUUUUACUCCUCAUAAUUGGGCUUCACACACUCUUAGCUGUUUCCCAGCCCCUCUGCAGGCAUUCUUCAAGCAAAAUAAUGUACCCCAGGAAAGUCGUUUUAACCUGAAAAAAAAUGUGGAAGAAGAAUAUAGAAAGUGGAAGUCAAUGACUGAUGAAAAUGAAAUUAUUACCCAGUUCUCUGUGCAAGGCUUUCCUCCUCUGUUCCUCUGCCUGCUCUGGAAGAUGCUGCUGGAAACAGAUCACAUAAGCCAGAUUGGCUAUAGAGUAUUAGAGAGAAUUGGGGCCAGGGCCCUGGUAGCCCAUGUGAGAACAUUUGCAGAUUUCUUGGUGUAUGAGUUCUCUACAUCAGCAGGAGGUCAGCAGCUCAAUAAGUGCAUUGAAAUUCUUAAUGACAUGGUGUGGAAGUAUAACAUUGUUACAUUGGACAGAUUAAUUCUCUGCCUGGCCAUGCGUAGUCAUGAAGGAAAUGAAGCCCAGGUCUGUUAUUUCAUAAUUCAGCUGCUGCUGCUCAAACCAAAUGACUUCCGAAACCGAGUGAGUGAUUUUGUGAAGGAAAACUCCCCCGAGCACUGGCUGCAGAAUGACUGGCACACCAAGCACAUGAACUACCACAAGAAAUACCCAGAGAAACUGUAUUUCGAAGGCCUGGCAGAGCAGGUUGACCCUCCUGUACCAAUCCAGUCCGCCUAUCUGCCUAUCUACUUUGGAAAUGUGUGCCUCCGGUUCCUUCCGGUAUUUGAUAUAGUAAUCCACAGAUUUUUAGAAUUGCUUCCAGUGUCCAAAUCACUGGAGACCCUCCUGGAUCACCUAGGGGGCUUAUAUAAGUUCCAUGACCGACCAGUGACUUAUCUGUAUAAUACUUUGCACUAUUAUGAAAUGUGCCUGAGAAACCGUGACCAUCUCAAGCGAAAACUUGUCCAUGCAAUCAUUGGCUCCCUCAAAGAUAACCGGCCACAGGGCUGGUGUCUCAGUGAUACUUACCUGAAGCAUGCUAUGAAUGCACGGGAGGACAAUCCUUGGGUUCCAGAGGACUCCUACUAUUGCAAGCUGAUUGGCCGACUGGUAGACACCAUGGCUGGCAAGUCUCCUGGACCCUUCCCCAACUGUGACUGGAGAUUCAAUGAGUUCCCCAAUCCUGCUGCCCAUGCUCUGCAUGUCACUUGUGUGGAACUCAUGGCCUUGGCAGUUCCAGGCAAAGAUGUUGGGAAUGCCCUUCUCAAUGUCGUCCUGAAAAGCCAGCCCUUGGUGCCAAGAGAGAGCAUCACAGCUUGGAUGAAUGCAAUUGGUUUGAUCAUCACUGCCCUCCCAGAGCCGUACUGGAUUGUCCUUCAUGACCGAAUUGUGAGCGUCAUCAGCAGCCCUAGCCUGACGUCAGAGACAGAGUGGGUUGGCUAUCCGUUCCGCCUCUUCGACUUCACCGCUUGCCAUCAGUCCUACUCCGAGAUGAGCUGCAGCUACACCUUAGCGCUCGCACACGCUGUGUGGCACCAUUCCAGCAUUGGGCAGCUCUCACUCAUCCCAAAGUUUCUCACUGAGGUGCUUCUUCCUGUAGUGAAGACUGAAUUCCAGUUGCUGUAUGUGUAUCAUCUUGUAGGGCCAUUUUUACAAAGAUUCCAACAGGAGAGAACCCGGUGCAUGAUCGAGAUUGGUGUGGCGUUUUAUGAUAUGCUGCUGAAUGUAGACCAGUGCAGCACACACUUAAAUUACAUGGACCCCAUCUGUGACUUCCUCUAUCAUAUGAAGUAUAUGUUUACUGGUGACAGUGUAAAAGAGCAAGUAGAGAAGAUUAUCUGUAAUUUAAAGCCAGCUUUAAAACUUCGUCUUCGAUUCAUCACACACAUUAGCAAGAUGGAGCCAGCAGUGCCUCCCCAAGCCCUGAAUAGCGGGUCUCCAGCCCCUCAGCCUAGUCAGGUGCCAGCACCUCUCCCAGUAACUCAGUGAAGCCAGAGACGCCGCGGUGCAGAAGAGCACAUCUGCCUGCGACAGUGACUCACGCCUCCUAAAUCUGAACACAGUGCCCUGUGCUGGUGGGACAGAAGCAGCCACCAUGUUCAGAUUGGUUUAUUCUGAUUCAAAUACUGGAUCUCUUGACACCUAUAAUUUCCUUCUCCCUGUCUAUAUUUUUGUCUCUAAGAGAUUAAGUAAGCUACAUGUUCAUAUUCAUAACAAUUUGAGUCCCUAGGAACAUGGGACUUUUCAUAAUUAAGUGGCUUUUACCAGGCACUCGGAUUUCUUGUUUCAGCCAUUUUUUUAAGUUAUUAUAACAUCUUCACAUUUCAUAUACAUUAUCUUAAAGAUACAACACAUGUAAAAUGGACAUUGCAAACCCUUUUAUAUGUAAAUGUCUUUUGGUCUGUCUUUACAAUAGAGUUUUUUAUUAACGAAAAAGGCCUUGUUUACAGGAACAAAUGGGGUUUCAUAUUCUUUUUUAACUGGCUGUAAAAUUUUAUUGUAAAUUUAAAAUUUGCAAAUAUUUCCAAAUAAAUGAUGUAAAGUUUCUACCAAAGUAGAUGAGGAAGGUUUUGCAUUCGCUCUGAACUUUCUGUAUAAAAUGAGUCAGGAACCAUGUAAGAAAUAACAUCUGAGAUGGACAAAUUUCAAUAAAGCCGUGCUCAAGUGUUUGAUUUCCUAAUCCGUUUUUGAAAUACAUUAGCUGCGUUUCCAGAUUCAUACUCACCUAGCAGAUAAGAUUCUUCAAAUUCUCUGAAAUUUUAUAACUUCCCAAGUUUAAAUGUAGAACACAUUUUCGUUCUGUAAGGUUUGUUUGGUUUUUGAGGUGCUAAUUUAAAGGGAGAUGGCAUUUUGAAGCCCUCGAGUGCCUGUAAAGUUUCUUUAAUGACCUAAUGUGAGCACCUGCUGCUUGGAGAGCUAGGCUGCCCCUCUGUCUGCACUGCAGAUGUUAACACCUGGGAAUCUCGAGAUA
Messenger RNA from Myodes glareolus (Bank vole), 5267 nucleotides. It is a transcript of the gene Med23, whose product is annotated as mediator complex subunit 23. The record is from RefSeq and is a predicted model, not a curated record. Gene Ontology annotation, cellular component: transcription regulator complex; mediator complex. Lineage: Eukaryota; Metazoa; Chordata; Mammalia; Rodentia; Cricetidae. Gene Ontology annotation, biological process: regulation of transcription by RNA polymerase II; positive regulation of gene expression.